This is a messenger RNA of Acanthochromis polyacanthus (spiny chromis), 994 nucleotides long. RefSeq names its product glutathione S-transferase theta-3-like. Gene Ontology annotation, molecular function: glutathione transferase activity. The transcript is spliced from 5 exons. Gene Ontology annotation, cellular component: cytoplasm. Lineage: Eukaryota; Metazoa; Chordata; Actinopteri; Pomacentridae. Gene Ontology annotation, biological process: glutathione metabolic process. The record is from RefSeq and is a predicted model, not a curated record. The coding region runs from base 89 to 811 and encodes 240 amino acids.
AGAGGCGGAGUCAGACCGAGGAUAACAGGCUCUGCAGGACAGGAGCGGAACCAGAGGAAGCGUCUGCAGCCUUGGACUCUCUGCAACCAUGGAGCUCUACCUGGACCUCGUGUCGCCGCCCUGCCGCUUCGUCUACCUGUUCGCCAAGAAGCUCAACAUCCCGUUCGAGUUCAAGCUGAUUGAGCUCGUGUCAGGGCAGCAGUUCAGCGAGGAAUUUGGAAAAGUCAGCAUUGUGAGGAAAAUUCCUGUAAUGAAAGAUGGAAACUUCAUCCUGACAGAAAGUGCGGCCAUCGUUGAGUACCUGGCUCAGAAACACUUGGCGCCCGACCACUGGUGUCCGGCCGAGCUGCAGCAGCGAGCUCGUCUCACCGAAUACUUGAACUGGCAGCCGAUGAACAUCGCACUGCACUGUUCAAGAGUCUUCCUGCUCAGGGCUUUUUAUACCGUGGUCACGGACAUCGAGGUCCCAAAGGAGAAGAUGGACGAGGUCUUGGCAGAUGUGAAGCAGUCGCUGAAGCUGCUGGAGGAUAAAUUUCUCCAGGACAAGCCGUUCAUCAUUGGCGACAAAAUCUCUGCGGCCGAUCUGGUGGCUGUAAUGUGGAUCAUGCAGCCCUUCGGAACCGGUGUGGACUUGUUUGAAGACUUUCCGAAGCUGCAGGCCUGGAGGGAUCGAGUGAGGAAGGAGAUCGGAGAGAAGCUCUUUGACGAAUCCCACGACGCUGUGAGAACGCCCAGCAACCUGGCGCCGAAAUUGAAGGCGCUCAAAGGCCUGGACAUGCUCAAAGCCAGGAUGAAGAAGAUGUUCGGCUGAGGAGGUUUGGACACGGAAAACACAGCUUCACGUGUUCCACGCUUCACCUGAUCUGCAAAAUUCUUGCCGAGAAAUAAUGUACAAGUUUCCGUAUGUGGUUAUCUGAUCUGACUUUUUCAUUCACCAACAGCUAAAAAAAUCUUUUUUUCGUGCAAUAAAAUCUAUAAAUUUGCUAAAUCUAAA